AUGCUUCCGCCACUCCCCAGUCUAGACGCCUAUGACAUUUCUCCUCACAAUGGCUUCUUGCCUGAGGAGCCACCCCUCGAAGUCUUGCCAGAUCCAUACUAUACAAAAUGGGAAGCGGUGGUGAAACACCUACAGGCUUUGGUGCUGAGCAAGAGACUAAGGGAGGUCGUCCAAGAUCUACCGGUCAUCACAACCUCAAGGCUACGACGGCCAGCAGAAUGGCGAAGAGCAUACUCUCUGCUGUCUUUGAUGACUCAUGCAUACAUAUGGGGAGGAGACAGACCCGAAGAGGUACUUAUUCACAGCCUAGCACAUGAUGAGAAAGAAGCUGACAUCUUGCAGAUAGUCCCUCCCUCGAUCUCCAUCCCCUUCACUCAAGUCUGUGCCUACCUUGAGCUCCCCACAGUCGCUACCUACUCAGGACUCUGCCUAUGGAAUUGGAAGACCAUAUUUGAUGACGAGCCAAUCGACUCCCUUGAUAAUCUUUCCACUCUCUCUACAAUCACCGGGUCACUAGACGAGUCGUGGUUCUACCUCAUCUCGGUAGCAAUCGAAGCAAGAGGAGGCCCAACAAUACCGUUGAUGUUACGCGCCAUCGCAGCUGCUGAAGAUGACGACAUUCAAAUUGUGACUGAAUGCCUCCACGUCUUUGCCGAGCGCCUGGACGAGCUCGGCUCACUCCUAAUACGAAUGUAUGAGAACUGCGACCCACACGUCUUCUACCACCGCAUCCGACCCUUCCUCGCCGGGAGCAAAAACAUGGCUGAUGCCGGUCUACCUCGUGGGGUCCUCUUCGAUACCGACACCGGCCGAGACAAAUACGUCCAAUACGGCGGUGGCUCCAACGCGCAGAGCUCCCUGUUCCAAUUCUUCGACAUCGUCCUCGGCAUCGAGCACGCACCGACCGGCUCCUCCCUCAAACCAAACGACCCAAACGACCCAUCACAGGCACCUCCUCCGCGCCACAACUUCAUCCACGAAAUGCGCUCCUACAUGCCCGGCCCGCACCGGCGCUUCCUCUCCCACAUCUCGUCCGUUGCCAACAUCCGCCCCUUCAUCGCCACCCACAAAUCCAACAAACCCCUCACCAUCGCGUACGACGCCUGCCUCGCCAUGCUCCGCUCCCUCCGCGACAAACACAUGCAGAUGGUAUCUCGGUACAUCAUCGUAAAAUCCCACGAGAGCCGCAACCAGAACCAACGCUCACUCUCGCCUCGCGCCGCCCCAUCUACCCAGCCCGCACCUAUGAACCUCGCAAGCGCGAACGUAAAGCAGAUCGAUGGGAAAGAGGGGCCAGAUGCAGCGAGGAAAAAGUUGAGGGGAACAGGGGGAACGGCGCUGAUUCCGUUCUUGAAACAGGCGAGGGACGAGACGGGCGAGCCGGCUGUGGAUGAUUGGUUUAGGAGGACGAUGACAAGUCGGCAGGACAAGGGACGGGGACGGGAGAAUGAAGGAAUUGCGAAAGGGAGUGGGAAGGAAAAGGGUAAGGGGUUUGCGAAUCUAGGCAGCGCACACGAGCGGGCUGAUGGCGAGGUGGAGAUUGUAGGCCUCAGCGCGGUCUGGAGGGUUGAUGAUGAGGGAGGUGGGGGGAUUUGUCAUUGGUGA
Molecule: messenger RNA, 1605 nt
Organism: Bacidia gigantensis
Lineage: Eukaryota; Fungi; Ascomycota; Lecanoromycetes; Lecanorales; Ramalinaceae
Exons: 1
Coding region: 1-1605 (534 amino acids)
Biological process (GO): 'de novo' NAD+ biosynthetic process from L-tryptophan
Cellular component (GO): cytoplasm
Molecular function (GO): indoleamine 2,3-dioxygenase activity; heme binding; metal ion binding
Source: RefSeq, a predicted model, not a curated record